Vicia villosa (hairy vetch) is the source of this 5614-nucleotide messenger RNA. RefSeq lists its product as uncharacterized. The coding region runs from base 371 to 5161 and encodes 1596 amino acids. The record is from RefSeq and is a predicted model, not a curated record. Gene Ontology annotation, biological process: negative regulation of DNA-templated transcription. Gene Ontology annotation, molecular function: DNA binding; transcription corepressor activity; acyltransferase activity, transferring groups other than amino-acyl groups. The transcript has 9 exons. Lineage: Eukaryota; Viridiplantae; Streptophyta; Magnoliopsida; Fabales; Fabaceae.
CUAUAAAAUCUGAACACGGUUUGCUCCGUAGUGGUGGUUUCUUUCUUCACUCUCCCUAAACCCCGUCUCCACUUUCUCUCUCUAGAGUUUAUCGCUCUAAAACCUUUAAUUCCAAACACAACCUUGGAACAAUGCUCCUCAAAACAUUCCAAUUCAUCGAACGGUUUUCUAGGUUUCGUUGAUUUCUCUGCAAUCACUCUCACAUUGAGACUGUGUUGGUGAGUUUGGUUUGAAUCGUGCACGGGAGUUUGCUUGGUUUUUGCUGUAACUGUAAGGUUUUUUUGGGUUAAGAAUUGAAUGGGUAUUUUGUGUUUUUUCCUUCGGUUUACUUCAGGUUUAUGGUUUUUGUAGAGUUAGGGUUUCGUGAGAAAUGAGGUUGAGAUCUCGGACUCGGUCAGGGAAGGUUUUGGGUGAAGGGAAGGUUGUUCAGAAAGAAAGGGUUUCUGUGAAGAAUGCUUGUGAUAGUUUAGUUUCGGGUGAUGAGGGUUUAGAGGCACCUUCGUCGUUGAUUGAGAAGAAAGACGAUGGAAAUUUAGUUUCGGGUGAUGAGCGUUUAGAGGCAUCUACCUCUUUGGUUGAGAAGAAAGAUGAGGAUUUGGUUUCGGGGGACAACGGUUUAGAGGCACCUACCUCGUUGGUUGAAAAGAAAGAUGAGGGUUCAGAGGCACCUACCUUGUUGGUUGAGAAGAAAGAUGACGAUUUAGUUUCAGGGGAUGGGGGUUUAGAGGCACCUACCUCAUUGGUUGAGAAAAAGGAUGAGGAUUUAGUUUCAGUGGAUGAGGGUUUUGAGGCACCUACCUCGGUGAUUGAGAAGAAAGACAAGGUUGAAUGUGCUGGUGAAGUUGAAGGUGCUGGCGAAGUUGAAUGUGUUGCGAAAACAAAAUUUGACUUGGAUUUAAAUGCGAGUCCAAGUGAAAAUAUUGACUUAGCUGAGAAUGAGAGCGGUUUGGAUUUAAAUGUGAGUGUGAGUGGAAAUGUUGACUUAGCUGAGAAUGGAAAUAGUAGCCCUAGGAGUUGUUUGAAAGAUGGUGAUAGUUUAGAAGCUGAGGUUGAUAGGGAGGAGAAUGAAGGGUUGAGUCGGGCUCGAGUAUUGCGGUCAAGAUCAAAGAGGGGAGACGAUAAAAAACCUGAUAAUGGAGGGAAUGACGUUGCUGAGAAUAAUGGAGAACCUGGUGGGUUUGAUGAGGUUAGAGAAGCUGAUGGAGUUUUUACUGAUGGUAACGAGAAUGAAGGAGUUAAGGUGAAAAUGGGAGGGAAGGGCAAGAGGAAAUUGAAACGGAAGCGUGGGAGGCCUCCGAAAACGGAGAUAAAAGCGAAAGAUGAAUUAGUUGAUCAGCCACUGAGUAAGGUUGGGAGGCGUCCAAAAACCGAGAUAAAAGAGAGAGGUGAAUUAGUUGAUCAGCCACCACGUAGGGUUGGGAGGCCUCCAAAAACAGAGAUAAAAGAGAAAGAUGAAUUAGUUGAUCAGCCAGCGCGUAGGCUUGGGAGGCCUCCGAAAACAGAGAUAAAAGAGAAAGAUGAAUUAGUUGAUCAGCCAGCGCGUAGGCUUGGGAGGCCUCCGAAAACAGAGAUAAAAGAGAAAGGUCUAUUAGUUGAUCAGCCACUGAGCAAGCUUGGGAGGCCUCUCAAAGAAGUUAUAAAAGAGGAUGAUCAGUUAGUUCAGCCACCUCGUAAGCGUGGGAGACCUCCCAAGACCGACCAACAAAAGUAUCCCAUGACCGUGUCACAUAAUAGUAAAGGAAAGGCGAGGCAUGAAAAUGGGAAAAAAGUUUCCAGUAAAAAGUUUAAAAAGAAGAGAACAUCAAAUACUGUGAGUGAACCUGCUGCUAAUCGAAUUAAAUUACGUGAACAAAAGCAAUUGGUGAGUAAUCAAAUGAAGAGGACAUCAAGUACUGUGAGUGAACCUGCUACUAAUCGAAUUAAAUUACGUGAACAAAAGCAAUUGGUUAGUAAUCAAAUAAUGGGAUGUCUCUCAGAUGCAGGAUGGACUGUUGACCAUAGACCUAGAAAUGGAAGAAAUUAUAUUGAUGCAGUAUAUGUUGCUCUGGAUGGAAAAACACAUUGGUCCAUAACCAAGGCGUACAAGAGGCUUAAAGAGCAUUGUGAAGCGGGGAAUGGUGAAGGUAUGUCGUACAGACCAGGAUUCAAAUUUACACCAAUACCAGAGGAAGAUUUCAAUUUACUGACUAGAAUUGUUACUAAGAAAAGAUGUUCAGUUAAAUGUGUGCCAUUUGAAGGAAAAGUUGGAAAAAAUGUUGGUGGGGUCAAUCGAAAAAAGAAAAAAAUAAAACCAGGUUCUGGUGCUGGCAAGGGUAAGUCAGUGAAAGGGAAAAUGAAAAGGAAACGAUCACUUGCCGAGGACGGCGAUACAGAUCGUAAGCGGCACAAAACACAGAACAAGACGCGAGGUGCUUUGUUGGUUCGGGAUGCUACAGAAGAGGUAGAUUCAGUAAUUAACGGAUAUGUGCCAUACAGUGGAAAACGAACUGUACUUGCCUGGAUGAUUGAUUUGGGCACAAUCCUUCAAAAUGGGAAGGUCCAUUGUAUGCAAGACAAGUUGGAAAUUGCUCCACUGGAAGGUAGUAUCACAGGAGAUGGUAUUCACUGUGGCUGCUGUAAUUCAAUCAUAACAGUUUCUGACUUUGGAGUUCAUGCAAGAAGCAAACAAUCUGAUCCUCUUAAAAGUAUAUAUAUGGAGGAUGGAACUUCACUCCUACAGUGCCUGCUAGAUUCAUGGAAUAAACAAGAUGAAUCUGAACGUAAAAGUUUUCAUUUUGUUGAUGUUGCGGGUGAAGAUCCUAACGAUGAUACAUGUGGUAUCUGCGGAGAUGGUGGAGACCUGAUGUGCUGUGAUGGUUGCCCAUCAACGUUCCAUAAAAGCUGCUUGGAUAUAAAAAAGUUUCCAUCUGGUGACUGGAACUGCAUUUACUGUUGUUGCAAAUUUUGUGGGUUGGUUGGUGGAUGUUCAAACCAAAGUGUUGUCAAUGACGAGUUUACUAUGCCUGCAUUGCUCACAUGCCAUUCAUGUGAGGAAAAAUUUCACAAAUCCUGUAUUGAGGCAAAUGGUGGUAAGACUGAUGAUUCCGGGAAUGCAUUAUUUUGCGGAAACAAAUGUCAAGAGUUAUCCGAGGGACUUGAAAGGCUUCUUGGGGUUAAACAUGAAAUCGAAGAUGGGUUUUCUUGGUCUUUUAUUUGGCGAUCAGAUGUUGGCUUUGAUGCUUCUCUGACAAAACCUCAGCUGGUAGAAUGUAAUUCUAAGCUGGCUGUUGCAUUAUCAAUAAUGAAUGAGUGCUUCAUGCCAUUUAUUGAUCAUAGAAGCGGGACCAAUCUGAUCCGCAGUAUUGUAUACAAUUGUGGGUCAAACUUCAAACGCCUGAACUAUAGUGGAUUUAUUACUGCAAUUCUAGAGAGAGGUGAUGAGAUCAUAUGUGUUGCAUCUAUCAGGAUCCAUGGGAACCAACUUGCAGAGAUGCCAUUCAUUGGAACCCGCUAUAUGUAUAGGCGACAAGGAAUGUGCCGUCGGCUUCUAAAUGCCAUUGAAUGGGCGCUCAAUUCUUUACAUGUUGAGGUAUUAGUCAUACCAGCUAUAUCAGAACUCAAAGAAACCUGGACCUCUGUUUUUGGGUUUGAGCCACUUGAUCAAACAAGGAAGCAAAUAACAAAGAACAUGAAUCUGUUGGUGUUCCCUCACGUAGAUAUGCUACAGAAGAAGAUAUCAAAGCAUGAAUUUACUAAUGAAAAUUUGAUUCCUACUGAAGUUUCCAAUCAUAAGAAGAAUCAUACUGCAUACGAGGCAGCAAAUCAGGAUGGGGAAGACUCAACAGGAUCUGAUUGUUGCAAGAAAAUUGAUAACUCAUUGAAUAACACACCUGACAUUACUAGCGACAACAUACAGAACAGUAAAUCUACAAAAGAUAUCACAUGUCAAGCUGUUCAUGAACAAUUGGUUGUGGACAGCAAAAGCACUGAGAAUGCCGGUGACCAUGUGGCUGAUUCUUGUUGCCAAGUUGGAGACUACGAUGGUGCACUGUUGGAGGUUACUGAAAAUUGUUCAAACAAGGUCAAAGUAACAACUGAGGUUGGUUUAAAUAACAUCAGUGCUGAAAAAUCUGUACUCUCUGGGGCAGAAAAUAUUCCUAUUGACUCACAAGUUAUGUUUAGGACAAGGGAAUCAAAAUAUUCUGCUGACAGUAACCAUGAUUCACACAAGAUUUCUGACAGCUGUGAACUGAGGGUUAAGACCGACUGUGCUCAACCAGAUGGUAUUGGAUCAGAAGUACAUACUCAAUUUGACAAUGGUUGUAGCACUCAUUCUGUACCUGAUGGUGAUAUUGCCUCUGGUGUAGCAGGUCUCCCGACCAACAUCUUUACGAACACUGAAUCACAAAAAUUCACCCAAGAUUUGCCUGUUAGUUGUGAAAACAAUUCAAGUGUUGUUAGUGAGCCAAAUGCUGAUGAGGCAGAACUAUGUUAUUCCAAAACCAUUGAUCUCCAAACAAACAAAAAUCCUAGAGAUUGUCAAUCUAUACUAGUAUCUUCUGGUAUUUGUGAGAAAAUUGCGAAUGGUGUCAAUGAGACGAAUAAAGCUUCCAGUGAAGCUGAUACCAGUUUUCUUCCUAUUGAAGUAAUUCUUGAUGAUAAACCUGGUUCUCAUUCUAUAUCCAAGGGUCGCAGUGUCUCCGACGAAGCAGGUCUCACAACCAACAUUUUGAUGCAUCUUGAAUCACAGAGUAUUACCAAACAUUUUCCUGUUAAUUGUGAAAACAAUUCUAGUGGUCAUGGUGCGCCAAAUGCUGAUGAAUCCGAACUAUGUCAUUCCAAAACAAUUGAUCUCCAGACAAACAUAAUUCCUGAAGAUUGCCAAUUCAUACUAGAAUCUUCAGGUGUUUGUGAGAAAAUUGCAGAUGGUGUCAGUGAGAAGAAUAAAGCGCCCAGUGCAGCUGAUGCCAAUGCUCUUCCAAUUGAUAUUGAAGUAAUUCCCAAUAACAAGCCUGAGAUAAAGGAGUCUUCAGAGCCAGCAGAGCUCGAUUUGCAGGUUGAUGAAACUGAACAGAGUGAAACUAAAUCUGCUUCAGGUGCGGCUCUGCAUUGUGCAUCUGCUGGCAGUAAUUCAUGUGGUAGUGCUGACGGCUUAGUUCUGUCAAACAAGGCAGUUGAGUAGGGAAAAAUAUGGCAAUGCAUUCUGGAAAGGAUCACAGGAAUGACCUUGAUCUUUAAACUCAGAAGGCGCGUCCUCCUAAUUAAUACGGCGAGAUUUGCAUUUUUAGCGAAUUAUUCUGUAAAAAAUUCUUAGAAUAGGGUGAUCUUACAUUUAGAUAAAGAUUUCUGGAGGAUAGCUCCAUUUUUUUGGAGGUGGAUGAGUUAAAGAGAGGAACAACACAAUGACCCGAUGUCACAAGGCUCAUGUAUUUUGUUGCUCACAUGGUUAUUGCCAUUUGGAUGUGAAUGGAGUAGAGCAAUGCUUUUGUUAUACUUGUUGCUUAUACUUUUUCCCUUUUAGGUGUUAGAAAAUUAGACAUUGACAUGAUUAAUUAAGCCUUGUAGAUGGCAAUGAUCUUGUACCCUAAUUGGCAGUGGUUACUGGAAAAUUGAAAUUUGAGUUUAGUUAUUUUCA